Cajanus cajan (pigeon pea) is the source of this 1712-nucleotide messenger RNA. RefSeq lists its product as uncharacterized. NCBI's taxonomy places the organism in Eukaryota, Viridiplantae, Streptophyta, Magnoliopsida, Fabales, Fabaceae. The record is from RefSeq and is a predicted model, not a curated record.
AUUGAAUUUGAAAUAUGGUAAUAGGAGGUAAGAUUGUUUAGAAAAGCAUGUGUGUGAGUGUGAUUGAGUUAUUAAUAUUUAUGCUUUGGGUUAAAACUUAAAAGGAAGAAAAGGAAGGUGUGUGUGAGUGUUGUGAGUUGUGAGAUAGGAAGAGAAGAAAGGAGGCAUGAGAAAGAGCAUCCGUUGUUGCAUAUCGUGCAUUCUGCCAUGCGGGGCACUGGACGUAAUCCGCAUAGUGCACUCGAACGGGCGCGUGGAGGAACUGAGCGGAAGCAUCAAAGCCAGCGACAUCAUGAAGGCGCACCCCAAACACGUCCUUAAGAAGCCUUCCUCCCCCUCCGCCCAAGACGGCGGCGUCGUUCCCAAGAUCGUUGUCGUCCCCCCCGACGCCCAGCUCCAGCGCGGCAAGAUUUACUUCCUCAUGCCCCUCCCCUCCCCCUCCCGCUCCCACAAGCUUAAGAACAAACGCAAGGACCACCGCUCCGACAACCACCUCGCCAAUGAACGCUACUUGACUCAUAUACUCUCCGAGAAUCUCUCUCUCUCUACUCACACAGACAAAAGACCACCUCGUCUCGCUGUCUGGAGACCUCACUUGGACACCAUUUCUGAGUCUCCACCUCAUCUGGAGGGAUGAGCAGGAGCUUAAUUUGUAAAGGUUUCAGUAUUUGUUUUGCUUUUUAAUUUUUUAUGAAUUAAGCUUGGAGUUGGAAGUGGACAUCGAAAAGUGAACACAGCAAGUGUAGUAUGAUUGAAACACAGGAGAAAAGGAUCCCACUUCUGUUGUGUCUGGUUUUCGGGGCAUUCGUCGUUCUGUAUUCGAAGCUGAUUGAGACGUAUGCUCGAAUUUAUGCCAUUGCUACAAACGGAGUAAUCUAUUCACGUUUAUUCCCCUCUUUCACAUUGGAAAAAAAAAAUGUAGUGUUCAACAUUGCUAGCCAGAGGGUGACAUAAUGCUUGCAUCACCCUUUAUACAUAUAAUAGGUGUAGUUCUAAUCAUAAAAUGAUAAUAAUACAAAUAAAUUCAAGUAGAUAGCUUUUCACAUAUAUUUUAUUUUUCAAGAGGAAAAAAAUGUUUUGGGCCCCCCAAUUGAGGGAGGACAGAUUCAUCGUUGUCUAAGAAGUGUAAAGCCACGGUGUACUUGCCCACAAACUAAGGGUAAAAAAAUGAAAAAGAAAAACAUAGGUUGGAUCAUGAAAAGACCAAAGGAUGACUUUGCGGUUGAAAGUAGCCACUGUGACAGUGUGCUUUCCACCAAAAUUCUAAUAUCAAAUGAUGCGUUGGUAAUUAGUGGGGGGUAUGAUAUGAUAUGAUAUAUAUAUAAAUAUAAUAUAGCAUUUUGUUGCGAGGUUAGUGGCGGUGGCAUCCUGUAAAGGUGAUUAUUACACGGUGGAGUCUUGACCUAGUGGAGAUCAUUGAGCCUUGAGAGAAGCUCGUGUUCUGUUCUGGUUCUGAUUCUGAUUUUAGAUUCUUCUCUGUGAUCCGAACGCAUAUAUGCGGUUUUUAGUUUUUACUCGGAAGCCAGCCCCACCAUCACAAAAAAGUUGGCAGAGUGCUUCAUAUGCAACAAUGAAUGAAUCAUUGAAAUGUGAUGGUCUCAUGGGAUGUCAGUGUUAUGAGUGGAUCAGGUGAACUCACUAACCUCCUUGUCUGAAUCUUCUCUCACUCUCCCUUGCUUCAUUUCACCAACAUAAUUAAACCAUUAUUUUCA